Molecule: messenger RNA, 267 nt
Organism: Neomonachus schauinslandi (Hawaiian monk seal)
Lineage: Eukaryota; Metazoa; Chordata; Mammalia; Carnivora; Phocidae
Product: non-histone chromosomal protein HMG-17-like
Exons: 1
Coding region: 1-267 (88 amino acids)
Biological process (GO): chromatin organization
Cellular component (GO): nucleus; chromatin
Molecular function (GO): nucleosomal DNA binding
Source: RefSeq, a predicted model, not a curated record
AUGCCCAAGAGAAAGGUUGAAGGGGAUGCUAAAGGAGAAAAAGCCAAGGUGAAGCCUGAGCCACAGAGAAGAUCUGCAAGGGUAUCUGCUAAUCCUGCUCCUCCAAAGCCAGAGCCCAAGCCUAAAAAGCCAAGAAGGGAAAGAAGGUACCCAAAGGGCAAAAGGAGGAAAGCUGGUGCUGGCAAGGGUGGGAGUAACACCGAAGAAAGCCGAGAUGCCCCAACAGACCAGGCACAGGAAGUUGAAGGUGCUGGACAUGCCAAGUGA